Molecule: messenger RNA, 1954 nt
Organism: Cajanus cajan (pigeon pea)
Lineage: Eukaryota; Viridiplantae; Streptophyta; Magnoliopsida; Fabales; Fabaceae
Product: Peptidase C13 family
Biological process (GO): attachment of GPI anchor to protein; proteolysis
Cellular component (GO): GPI-anchor transamidase complex
Molecular function (GO): GPI-anchor transamidase activity
Source: RefSeq, a predicted model, not a curated record
GAAGAACGCGACUUGAUAUGUGUGUUGGAAAAACCAGAAACACUGUAACAAGGACGCCGAUCUCCCCGUAGGCGCGUUUCGUUCAUUUACCAUUCGUCCGAACAACCUCCUUAUUUGUUUACACUUCCAACGACACACUCACGAAAGUCGUUUAGGUCAGCGUCUGGUUUGAUCCACGUGUUCCUUAAACGACCCCAAUCUAUUGCGCAAAAGAAACGGUGAUGGGUGGGAGAAAAUCAGAGGCAGACAAACAAUUCCACCUGUAAAAGAAGGACAAGUUUUGUGAAGUUGAUGCGAGAAUAAGAACUGGAUAGAAGCAUGGGAUUAAGUGUUUCAAUGCUCCCUAUGAAAGUGGUGCUGCUGAUGUUGCUCAUAUUUCUUUGCUACUCUGUAGCAUACUCCUCGUCUUCAUCUGAGACUACAAUGCACACUAAUAAUUGGGCUGUUUUGGUCUGCACGUCUCGCUUCUGGUUUAAUUAUCGGCAUAUGGCCAAUACCCUGUCACUGUAUAGGACAGUUAAGCGGCUAGGAAUACCUGAUGAAAGGAUUAUACUCAUGCUAGCAGAUGACAUGGCAUGUAAUGCAAGAAACAAGUACCCUGCCCAAGUUUUUAAUAAUGAAAACCAUAGACUUAAUCUGUACGGGGAUAAUGUGGAGGUAGAUUAUCGUGGAUAUGAAGUGACAGUGGAAAACUUUUUACGGGUACUUACAGGACGUCAUGAAACUGCUGUUCCGAGGUCCAAGCGACUUCUUAGUGAUGAAGGAAGCCAUAUUCUUCUUUAUAUGACAGGGCAUGGAGGUGAUGAGUUUUUGAAGUUUCAGGACUCAGAAGAGCUUCAAAGUCACGAUUUAGCUGAUGCUGUGAAGCAAAUGAAAGAGAAGUGCAGGUUUAAGGAGCUUCUGAUAAUGGUGGAUACCUGCCAAGCCUCUACUCUGUUCUCUCAGUUUCAUUCGCCAGGUGUUUUGGCAAUUGGAAGUAGUAUGAAAGGAGAGAAUUCAUAUUCACAUCAUUUGGACUCUGAUGUUGGUGUUUCAGUUGUUGAUCGUUUUACAUUUUACACUCUUGCUUUCUUUGAGAGGCUGAAUAUGUAUGACAAUGCUUCAUUGAGCAGUCUUUUCAAUUCAUAUAAUCCAAAUUUGUUGAUGUCAACUGCAUAUUACAGAAUGGAUCUAUACCAACGCCAUUUAGAGGAGGUACCUGUGACAAACUUCUUUGGUUCUGUAAUGAAAACAAUAUAUACUGAUUCAGCCUACAGAUCCUGGUCAAAUAAGAAAAUUCGGGCAGCUAAAUCCAAAAUGCCUUUGGAUCAAUCAAUCUUUGACAGUGACGGAAGAGUUUUGAGAAAGUCGGAUGAGGAGGAUCAAUUUAAUAAUUUAACUGCAGAGGAUUAUAUCCGGGAUAGUGUUGGACAAAUAUGGAGUGCUAUUCUCAGUAAUGUGAAUACUUUUGAAAGCACUGAUACUUUUGUGUGCUAUGGACUGGUUUUAAUGCUUCCUUUGUUGAUAUUUUCCACGUGGCUGUCAAGUAAAUGACUGCAGCAAUGUUCCGUAAGUUUGUUUUGUGAGCAGAGACAUUUCUUUGAUGAUAUAUGUCACCAUUGCUUGAAAUGCAAUUUCACCCGAAGAAGCAGAUUACUUGAGGGCUUCAUAAUAUGGGGGCCCAGACUAGUGAGAGUGCAGCGUCAUAGUUGUUGCAUAUCAGCUUUAUUAUUCUGUUAACCAUUGCUUUUUCCUUGGUGCAAUUUAUUGUUGUUAGCCUUAGCCAUUGAUGCUGUCGGCUUGUAGCUGUUGUCAUGUUUUGCUUUGUAUUUUGAUUAUGAUGACCCACCGAUAAAUUUCACAAGUCUUGUUUAAUUUUGUUGACAAUUCUUCAUGUGUAAUUGUAGAACGUUUGAGAUAUUUGGCGUAUUAUGCUACCAUGCUUUGAAGAUAUACAAAAAAUGGAUUUGUGCAA